This is a messenger RNA of Dalotia coriaria, 2709 nucleotides long. It is a transcript of the gene mio, whose product is annotated as GATOR complex protein mio. Gene Ontology annotation, cellular component: cytoplasm. Gene Ontology annotation, molecular function: protein binding. Gene Ontology annotation, biological process: positive regulation of TORC1 signaling; cellular response to amino acid starvation. The record is from RefSeq and is a predicted model, not a curated record. NCBI's taxonomy places the organism in Eukaryota, Metazoa, Arthropoda, Insecta, Coleoptera, Staphylinidae.
GUUAAAAUGUUCUAAAACUCACAAAAAAGCAUGUCUGGAAAAUUAGACAUACAAUGGGCGCCAAGUGGCGACCGUUUCAUCACAUGCGGAUCAGAAUUAUGCCUUUAUCAAGUGGAAAACAUCACUGAUGGACAAUCCCCUAAUAUUCGCUUAUCCGACACUACAGGCGCCAAUUUACUAGGCAGCAUUCCACAUUCCUAUUUUGUAAAGUGUCUUGAUGUCAACUCACACUCCGAGAAUGAAAUCCUGCUUGCUUUGGGUCAAUCAAGUGGUAAAAUCAGCAUUACCAGCAUUGGUAAUGUCUAUGAUCAGACACCUAAUAUUAAAGAAGUUGGUCCUCGAUUCUCACGUGCAUGUAACAGCGUCGCGUGGAAUCCUCUCGACAAUAAACUCGCCGGCGGGUUUGAAAAACACCGCUCAGACCACUGCAUCCUCCUCUGGGAUGUCGUAAACUACAGUGAUAAAGUCUCCAUCAGCGAACAGAGUUACAGCAAUCGUGCUGCUUGCGUUAGCGAAUUUGGACUUUCAGAAUCCGCGCAUAGUAUUGGAUGGUUCCAGAGCAACAGUCGUCUGCUAGCUGCAGGCAUGAAUAUGAAAAGCAUCAAAAUCAUUGAUUUUAGAGAUACGACGAAAUUUGCAAAUUCUACCUUCACGAAGGCAGUUUACGGUGUGACUGUGAAACCAAACAAUGACCAGCAUUUAGCCUCAUUCGCUGAGAACCAAAUCUCAGUCUGGGAUACGCGAAACUUCGAAAAACCCAUCAUAACCUUACCAUCGGCGCGCCCUCUGUUGAAAAUAUCCUGGUGUCCGACGAAAACUGAUCUCCUAGCUGCUCUACACAAAGAUUCCAAUAUAAUCCAUCUUUACGGUGUGCAACACUCUGUUAUCGGUAAUGAUGAAGUGGAACCGUCCGUUUUGGAACGCGAAAUCCGCCUUAAAACUACCCCGAAUCUAUCAUCAUUCGCAUGGCAUCCAUCGGAUGAAUACCGACUGUUAACUAUAUCUACAACGAAUACAUUGUUGGAUUACACUGUAUUCGACCGCAUUACAUUAAACUGGGCGCCGAAUUCUAACCUCAUUUGGACGCAUGGCAGAAAAAAGUUGAAGAAUAUAAGCAAACGGAGUAAAUUCCACGCGGAUAUCGAUGAUAUCUCAGAGAAAAUGAAGGAAAGAACUAUUAAAGGUUAUGGAUUGGAACAGGACUUAGCUAAAAAUGCUAUGUUUAUCGAGGAGGAUAUGUUGGUUAAUGUUUGGAAUUGGUUAGCGUUGAGUCAACGCCUGGUAGAAGAGGGGUUAAUACGUGGACAAACCGGGAAACAUCCUGGGAUAAAAGAUGUUUUAAAACUGGAAAGCGCUUCGAAUAAAUCCGAAAUGUUACCGACCACCAUUUUGGAUAUGGGGAAUAAUACUACGUUGACGCCGGUUAAAAUUUACAGACACGAAGAUAGAUCGAAAGCGCUGCAACUAUGCGGAUGGAACUUCAACAAAGAUCUUAAACAAGGCACGAUUGUCGAUCAAUUGAUCGCAGCAAAAUGCCCAACGCGUGCUGCAGCCAUAGCUGUGUUUAACCUCAAACUACGCUCGGCGAUUGAAAUCCUAACCGCCAAUGGUGAGCAAUACGAACACUUCAAUGUCGUAGCAAUGGCGCUGGCGGGUUUCUCCGAUGAUAAAAACAGCAUGUGGCGACAAUUCUGUUCAUGCCCAAAGUUCAAACUCACCGAUCCGUAUCUGCGCGCCAUGUUCGCCUUCCUCACCGCUGAGAAUUACAACUACGACGCCAUUUUACACGAUGAUGUGAUUCUGGUCGAGGAUCGUGUUGCGUUCGCGUGCACAUUUUUAUCCGAUCAUAAAUUGUAUGAAUAUUUAAAGUCACUAACCUCGAAACUCAUCCAAGAUGGAGACUUGAAUGGUAUGCUGCUCACUGGAAGCAGUCAAGAUGGCGCACGGCUUCUGCAGCGAUAUUUGGAUCUCACUGGUGAUAUUCAAUCGACGGUGUUGAUCGCCGUGCACGCAUUUAACGCGGAUUUGUUAGCGGAGGUAGCGGAUUGGAUAACAGGUUACCGGAAUCUGUUGGAUUCGUGGCAGUUGUGGAACCAGAGGGCGCUGUUUGACAUCAUGUUGUCCGGACAGAAUUCAAACGAUAAACCACCGCAACAGGUUCAUGUCUCGUGUAACUUUUGCGGGAAGAGUAUAAGUGCGUACAUGCAGGCUAAUCGUGGCAGGGCACAAUAUCCACGCAUGGGUGGGACUGCAAAUAAGUUAAAAUUGUCAUCUUGUCCGAACUGUCGUAAACCUCUGCCGCGCUGUGUGAUUUGUCUGAUGCAUAUGGGAACGACGACUGGUGUGCCGGACGCAGCCGAAGCUGACAGUAACAAGCUGUCGGAUUUCUCCGGGUGGUUCACGUGGUGUCAAACAUGUCGUCAUGGCGGACAUGCGUCACAUAUGACACAUUGGUUCAAGGAACAUUCGGAAUGUCCAGUCACAGCGUGUACUUGUCGGUGUUUUUCUAUCGAUACGGUCACUAAUAUGGCCGCUGUUACCUCUUAGAUGAUUCUUUUUUCUUGAUUAUGUGGUACGAUUCGUAUAUUUUUUGCAUUUGACAUACAAGUAUCGUUUUCGUUUUGGUUAGGCCUUUGGUAAACGUACACACUACACGCUCUAACCUUAAAAUAUCAUAAUAGAUUAUAUAAAUAAAUAUAUAACAUGAAA